Pisolithus orientalis is the source of this 4551-nucleotide messenger RNA. Its product is annotated as raptor N-terminal caspase like domain-containing protein. NCBI's taxonomy places the organism in Eukaryota, Fungi, Basidiomycota, Agaricomycetes, Boletales, Pisolithaceae. The transcript is spliced from 9 exons. Gene Ontology annotation, cellular component: cytoplasm; TORC1 complex. The coding region runs from base 1 to 4551 and encodes 1516 amino acids. Gene Ontology annotation, biological process: TOR signaling; regulation of autophagy; positive regulation of protein serine/threonine kinase activity. The record is from RefSeq and is a predicted model, not a curated record. Gene Ontology annotation, molecular function: protein-macromolecule adaptor activity; protein binding.
AUGCCCAAUGUAGGUGUUGCCGCGCUUGCCAUACACUGCCAGAAGACUUACCAGGCUCAAGGUUUAAGGGAUAGACAGACCUCCGAGGUGGGGUCAGAUACUAUAUCGAAACGUGGCUGGAUUCCUUACUGGUCCGCCAAACGCCAUCUCACCUGCGGCAACCCCUCUCCGCACUCGGCGUACUCAUCCAAGAUCUUUCCUUGGCGGGGCUCUGCUCCUUCAAAGUUAAAGACGGCGAACGCUGCUCUCGUCUUAUGUUUGAAUAUAGACGUGGAUCCACCGGAUGUCAUCAAGACUAGCCCCUGUGCUGUUCUCGAGUGUUGGGUAGAUCCACAUACUUUGCCCUCCCACAAAGCCUUAGAAGCCAUCGGUACCAACCUCCAACACCAGUUCGAGGGCCUCAGCCUCAAAAUCCCAUACAAGCCCAUUCUUGAUCCAUCCUAUGAAGACCUUCGCAGAUUUUGUGUGACUCUUCGCAAACAAGCCAAAGAUGACACAGUCUGCUUCUACUAUAACGGCCACGGCGUGCCAAAGCCAACACCUAGCGGUGAAUUGUGGUGUUUCAACCGCAAUUACACCCAAUAUAUCCCUGUUUCCCUCAUGGAGCUACAGGGCUGGCUCGGAUCGCCAGGUGUAUACAUUUGGGACUGCUCAGCCGCUGGUAACCUGCUGACCAAUUUCAACAUUUUUGCGGAGCGCCGGGACCAAGAAGUCUUCAAUACCCGGGGAGGUUACCCUGACGGCAUGCAGCCGUACAUGCACUCCUUGCAGCUUGCAGCUUGUCUCGCACAUGAGCAGCUUCCUUCCUGCCCGGAGCUACCCGCAGAUAUUUUCACAUCGUGUUUAACGUCCCCAAUCGACAUCGCAUUACGCUACUUCAUCAUGACACAUCACCUACCCAACAAUACCACUCCAGACAUGGUGAUGCAAUUGCCAGGAGAUCUGAAAGAUCGUCGUACCCCGCUGGGCGAACUUAAUUGGAUUUUCACGGCGAUAACAGAUACAAUUGCGUGGACAACAUUCCCUCGGGACAUCUUCACACGACUGUAUCGCUCCGACCUCCUCAUUGCCUCGCUAUUCCGCAAUUUUCUCCUCGCUGAACGUAUCAUGAAAAACUACCAUUGCACACCUCACACGUAUCCACCAUUACCUCCAACCAACACCCAUCCACUAUGGUCAGCAUGGGAUCUCGCCGUUGAUACAUGUCUCAGACAGCUUCCCGAUCUACUUUCCAAGGUGCCUUCUGCAGGAAACGCGACGCCGAGCCUAGGGCCUGCAGUUGCACGCACAGGUCGCAUUGGCCAGCAGGGCCCCCGGGGUAAUACCACUGGUCCUCAGGGCGAGAAGCCCUACCAGUACGUUCCCAGCCGAUUCUUCGCCGACCAGCUGACGGCUUUCGAAGUCUGGAUAUCUCGUGGUGGAUCAGCUCUUACGAAGCGUGGGCCACUAUCCCUCCCAGUGCAGAACGGGGGUCCUGGGUUUGAAGACGGCCUGGUGGCUGAUGGACAUGCUGGCGGGAGAGGACUUAAUACUCAACAUUCGGAUGACCUUGUCCCACGCAAGCCUCCAGACCAGCUUCCUAUCGUGCUUCAGGUUCUUCUGUCACAGCCCCAUCGCCUUCGCGCGCUCAUUCUACUCUCGCAAUUUGUCGACCUCGGUCCAUGGGCCGUCAAUCUUGUCCUCACCAUAGGCAUUUUCCCAUAUAUAUCCAAACUGCUUCAGGCAGCGGGCCAGGACCUACGCCCGGUGCUCAUUUUCAUCUGGGCCCGCAUUAUGGCUGUCGACCCUAGCGUGCAGGUUGAUCUACAUAACACCGGAGGUUUCAAAUAUUUUGCGAACGUGCUCGGACUAACGGACGAUCAGCCUCAGCAUUCCCUCCCUAAUAGCUCUGAGCAUAAGGCUAUGUGUGCCUUCAUUCUCGCCACAGUCGCCCGGGAUUUCUAUCAUGGUCAAAUGGCGUGCUGGCGCGAGCGGGUCUUCGACAGCUGUUUUGAAAAGUUGAAGGAGAACGAUUUUUUGCUCCGGCAGUGGAGUGCGCUUUGUAUCGCGCAAAUUUGGGAAGGAAACGACGAGAUCAAGGUUUAUGGCGUCGACCGGGGUACGCAGGACAAACUCGUUCCGCUACUUUCCGAUGCUUCUCCGGAGGUGCGGGCUGCUGCUAUGUACGCCUUGGGCACGUUCAUGGGCGCAAGUGGUUCUGCUGACCCUGCCAAACAAGGAGGCGGGGGUAGUGGGACGCAAUACCAACUUGAAGAACGUGUUCAUUUUCGCAUGGAAGUUGCAGUUGUCACAGGCGCAACAGUUGUCGCAAAGGAAGAUGCGAGCCCCAUGGUUCGUAAAGAACUUCUCGUCCUUAUCAGCUGCCUUGUCAAAGAAUGGCGAGGUUACUUUGUCGUCUGCGCAUGGAUCUACUGGGAAGAAGAUCGGAAGUGGCGAACCGAAAUGAACCCGCAGCCUCGUGAAGAAGAAGUGACCUCGCAGGCCAUGUCCGAAUGGCUUGAUUCCUUCGCGGACGACGAUGCGGUUCGUGAAGAGAAUCGCGUGCUACUUUCAUCGUUCUUCACUAUAUUUGUCGCUCUCCUUGAGCUCACUGUUGACCCAUAUCACGAAGUCGCAACAAAUGCACAGACCAUCACCGACUAUGUCAUGGCCCUUCUCCUUGCAUCUCCAUUUUACCGGCUCGAUUGUACAACGCUCGACUCCCCACCCGUACCACCGAAUUACCAUGGAUCUGCAGCUGGUCCACAUUCUCGUGGUCCAUCUCUCCAGUCUUCACCGCUCAUGCCACGUCCCCCCACACCUACUACCAGCCGGCCCAGUCUCAAGCGGGCUGACACUGUAGCUAGCACUUUUUCUGGCGUCACAAGCACACUUCGGCGUACGUCCUCCUUUGCAAGCGUGCUGCGCUCGUUUGCUGGUGGAAUCGCCUUCCCAAGCGUGGAAGAAGGUCGGGUACCUCCCAGCCCCCUUCCCGGGUUUUCGACCCCGUCACGCUUGGACGCAACACAGUCACGACCCCCAUCCCCGAACUUGAACUUUGCGCAGUACGCAUCACCCUAUUCUCGUCCGCCGACCCCCACGAGGGCUUCGCUACCACCAUCUCCAACGGAGUAUGCUCCGCAACCCGACUACACGCCACUGAACGUGAUGGAGGCACUCAUGGAAGAGGAUAUGGUACGCUUGCGCGCACGUCGGCGAUCAGGCGCCCAUGGGCGGCGACAUGCACCUGACCUGAGUGGACUUGGUGGUGACCUUAGCAGCCCAUGCGGGAGUACGUUUUCGACGGACUCGGGCAGUGUGCCGCUAGGCUGUGGAACGGGAAAUGGACUUAGAGAUGUCCUCCCUCUGAAGAGCUCGUUCUUUGAUUGGUGCUGCGAGUACUUCAAGGAGCCCCAAAUGAGGCAAGCAGAAGCAGAUGAGCCUGGAAGUGUGCAGUACAAUUAUCAAGUUUGGAGGCAACAACGGAAUGAACAGCUAAUAACCGAGGCACAGCCCCAGACUCUCCAAGCAGAACGCGUACAAUGGGACAGGCCGGUAGCAAACUUGCAAGUCAACGGCAACCCGCUCUCCAUGGCACUCCAUUCCUACGAUCCACAUCUAGUUGUCGCCAAUGACACGGAUAUGAUAGGCGUUUGGGAUUGGUCCCAACGGAAGCGGUUGAAUUAUUUCUGCAACGGCAAUCCUCGUGGGACAAGCAUCACGUCGCUACAUAUCAUCAACCAAGAUGUUGGCGGCAUUAUUAUGACAGGCUCGGCCGACGGCAUUAUACGAUUGUAUCGCAAUUAUGAUCCGGCGCUGGACCAGGGUCCACUGCAGAUGGUCAGCUCUUUCCGCGCCCUUGAUGAGAUGAUAAGCGUUCGGAGAGGAACCGGAAUCGUUAUGGACUGGAGACAAGUGGGAGGUACUUUACUUGUGGGCGGUGACUCUAGGAUCAUCGGAGUUUGGGAGGGGCAUACCGAGUUGCAUGUAUUGAAUUUGGAGACCAACUCUGAAAGUCCUGUCACUGCUAUAGUGUCUGACCACACCUCUGUAUCAACUUUCUUGGCUGCAUUUGCAGAUGGUGUCAUAAAAAUGUUUGAUCGCCGUCUAGAGGAAGAAGAUGCAAUAGUUAGGACCUACCAAAGUCAUCCUUCGUGGGUACAGAACGUCAAAUAUCACCCAAGAUACAGUGGGCAAUUCCUGUCAACCAGCCUUGCUGGAGAUGUCCGCCUAUGGGAUGUCAGAGGUCCCGAGCGCCCCAUCCACACAUUAGAUCUACAUCCAGGAGGGCUAUCGACCUUCGACGUCCAUCCCCAAACUGCCGUUUUUUCCACUACAUCUGCGCUCACCCCAGCGAACUGGAGACACCAACGACUCUUGUUACACUCUAUGACGGAUUUCAACGUUCUCUCUUCAAUGAUGCUGCCGACAGGGUUACCCGUAUAUUCCCGACGUCCGCCUUCGUCAUAUAUUCCCAGAUAUACGUCUUUUGCUUUCCACCCUCUAGAAAUGAUGUACGCCAUUGGUGAACCCGACGGAACUGUCAAACUUAUGGGUUCCAAACUCUCCUAA